CACUUUCACAAGAAGAAAGAGAAGGAAAGAGAGUGUAGAACAGUUUAUAGAGAGAAAGCAAAAACAAUUUGAGCAAUAAUGGCGACUUUGGGUGGCAUCAAGGAAGUGCAAGGGAACGAGAACAGUGUCGAGAUCGAAAACCUGGCUCGUUACGCCGUUGACGACUACAACAAGAAAGAGAAUGCUCUUUUGGAGUUUGUGAAAGUGGUGAACACAAAAGAGCAGGUCGUUUCUGGUACUUUGUACUACAUAACCCUUGAAGCAAUCGAUGGAGGUAAGAAGAAAAUUUACGAAGCCAAGGUCUGGGUGAAGCCAUGGGAGAACUUCAAGGAGGUGCAGGAAUUCAAACUUAUUGGUGAUGUUCCUAGUGAGUCCACCUCUACCACCUCUACCACUAGUGCUUAGCUUGGUGAUGGUGACUUUGCAGAAAUUACCAUGCUUAAUUGAAGCCUAAGUUCAUAAUAACGUUAAAGGUGAACUCCAUUUAUAAAUGGAGGUAAAUCCUUCUUGGAAAAAUGAUAUAUAUAUAUAUAUAUAUAUAUAAUUAUCUUUUGACUUAUGUAAAGUUUUUGAAUUAUGUAAAGUUUGUGGAUGGAUGCAUGUUACCUGUUGAAUGUUUGAUUUAGUGAAAAAUCACUUUGAAUGGAUACAUGUAACCACCUUGUUGAAUCUUUGGAUCAUAGUGAAUCUCUUUAAAUUAUUA
Molecule: messenger RNA, 703 nt
Organism: Ziziphus jujuba (common jujube)
Lineage: Eukaryota; Viridiplantae; Streptophyta; Magnoliopsida; Rosales; Rhamnaceae
Product: cysteine proteinase inhibitor A
Exons: 3
Coding region: 79-405 (108 amino acids)
Molecular function (GO): cysteine-type endopeptidase inhibitor activity
Source: RefSeq, a predicted model, not a curated record